GCCGGAAGAACAUGACGGCGCUUCCGUUGGUCUGCCGCCCCAGCGGUUGCCUCGGUGAUGUCGUGGGUUCAAGCUGCGUCCUCCUCCCGGAGCCCUACAGACGAGGGGGACGUGUUUGACGAGGAAGCGGACGAGUCGCUCCUGGUGCAGCGGGAAUGGCGGAAUCACAUGCAGAGACGAGUCAAAGAAGGUUAUAGAGAUGGAAUAGAUGCUGGCAAAGCAGUUACUCUCCAACAGGGCUUCAAUCAAGGUUAUAAGGAAGGUGCAGAAGUCAUUAUAAAUUAUGGACAACUCAGAGGAACAUUGAGUGCUUUGCUCUCCUGGUGUCACCUUCAUGAUAAUAGUUCAACUUUGAUCAGCAAAAUAAAUAAUCUUCUGGAUGCAGUUGGCCAAUGUGAAGAAUAUGUGCUCAAACAUCUGAAAUCAAUCACUUCACAGCCCCGUGUUGUAGAUUUAUUGGACUCCAUUGAGGAUAUGGACCUUUGUCAUGUAGUUCCAGACGAGAAAAAGAUUGAUGGAACUGAAGAUGAAAGACUCUGUGAAAAUAAUGCUGAGUUUAACAAAAACUGUGGCAAGAGUCCUAGUGGGAUAGAUUGUUCCUAUUUAGAAUGUUCUACAACACAAGAGCAUUCAUAUUCUGAAAACCCAAACCUUGCUUGGAUUUUAGAAGAGACAGCCAGUUUAGUUAAACAGUUGGGAAUAUCAAUAGAUGUUUUACAGCACCUCAAACAACUGUAAAAACUAUCUUCCUUCUCUAAGGAAUGUCUCAGAGCAUUUUGUUUCCUAAUAAGGUGACCAAAAUUAAUACCAUUUCUGCACUGAACACUUCAGGUAUUAUCCUCCAUGGAAAUUUGCAAUGACUUCAACAUUAGCACUGUUAUAAGCUUUUUUUGUGUCACAGGUAAUUGUUUUGUAGUUUAAGAUGUGCUCAGAAAUUCAUUGUCAUCAUUUUCAAAUAUCGAAAUCGAACAUUUUUAGAUUCAUUAGCAAAAACUAACAAAUAUUUUGUAAGAAUCUAACACUAUUAUCUUCUUCCAUCACCAUCAGGUGGUUCAGGACCUCAUCACCAGCUAAUCAGACUUAAGUUACCAAAAGUAACCUAAUGGCUAACAUUAUAGACACACAAAAAUAAGUAUAUGUGUAGAUCUAUGGUUUUAUAUUGAAAGCAAAAAGACUAGUGUAAGAAACUGAAGCAGUCUUAAUACUGUUGAUUAAACAUGCAAAAUGUCAAAAUUCACUUUAGUUACAUAUUGAUUAAAAAUAAGGACAUUGAAUUCCAUAAAAAUCCAGAAAAUAACAUUUCAUGCUUAAGUCUGAAGAAAAGUACCUACUUAGUUUUUCCAAAUAGUAAGAUGUUAUUAGUGUUGCUAACAAUGUUUCAGAUUAUUUCUAAACUGUCAUUUUGCUUAAUAUGCACAUAAGAAACAACUGACUUUUGUAUUACCUUCAAGUGAAAUUUUUAGUCUUAUCAGACAAAAUUAGAUUCAGGUUUUUGCUCCAGGAUCUAAGCAUGUACUAAACUUGGGAAAGAAUUACUUCAUCACUUUUUUCCACCUGAAACAAAUUCAUAUGAGGUACCCAGCUUGAGAGGCACCCAGGUAAUUGACCCUUGUUGGUAGCCUUAGCUGCUAUUUCAUUAGUAUUUAUAUCUACCAUAUAUGCUGAAAGACAUACCACUAUAAUGAGAGAAUCUGAUAAAAUGUCUUCUCAAGGGACAAAGAAAAUGUACUAUGAUCUUAGAACCCUCCUCAAAGUUCACAAAACAUUGAAAUUUUGAGGUAACAAAAUUUGAAAUAAGAGUUCCAUAAAUUUUAGGUUUUACUAAAACCUGCUGAAGCUAUCCAAGUGACAUUUGGUACCAGUUAAAAAAAAAAGUGCUUAUAUCCAGAUAUGAACACCAUUUUAGAGAUUUACUAAUUCAUCUUGUUAUAUAUAUUUUUUCCAUAUUUUUGAAUGCAAUCAAAAUCUCAAAUCCACACAAUAUUAAAAGCAGUCUCAGGGCUGGGGAUGUGGUUCAGUAGUAGAGCACUUCACUUGCCUGGCAUGUGUGAGGCAAUGGGUUCAAUUCUCAGCACUAAAUAUAAAUAAAUGAUUAAAAGGUCCACCAACAUCUAAAAAAAAAAUUUUUUAAGCAGUCUCACAUCUUGCUUUUGCUCUGUCCUGCAUAUUACUUGUGAAGUAUCCAUAUCAAAUAAUGUAUCUCAAGGUCACCCUGAGUAAAGAUUUUACGAAUGUUGUUGAGAUUUUAUCUGGGCUUCCCCAAGGAGAGUCCCAAAAGAUAAUACCCUUGCCACCAUUGAUUACAUAGAGCCUGCUUGUAGAGAUACUUACAGAAAAUGAAGUCAAAAAAAUUAGCUGAGUUGAUGAUAAGCCUCUGCACUAGAACCAACAAGAGUGAAGGAAGUCUUGCUCGACUUUUUUUCAUGUGCAACAAAUGUAUUUUUAUUAAUUUUUUUAUGUUUUAAUUAGUUGUACAUGACAGUAGAAUGCAUUUAAACAUUUUGAUAGAUCGCACAUAAAUGGAGUAUAAUUUCUCAUUUUUCUGAUUGUACAUAUUGUAGGAUCACAUAGGUCAUGCAGUCAUAUAUGUACAUGAUGUAAUAAUGUCUGUUGCUUGACUUUUGAUUUUUUUUCUUUUGCCUUGGUUUAUAUGUUGUAGGCUUGCCAAGUCUUCCCAUGAAAAGACUUUAGAUGAAUACAAUACAAUUGCUAAGGCAUGAUUGCCCCAGAACUGGCACAGCUAGAGGAUCAAGGCCAAGGACAUAGACAUUAGGCUGAGUGAUGUGUUUUUUUAGAAAUUGCAUCUAAAAUAAGUUAUAUCUAAGUGUUGACAUAUCUCGGUAUAUUUUUUAACAAAUCAAGGGGAGCUCAAUUUUCUGACAUUUCAAUUGCUGGAACCGCUGAGGACAUCACAUUUUUUGUGAUACAUCAACAGGAAAGUAGGCAGCUGGAUUCACCUACUUGCAUCCUUAUCUCAUUUACAAUCACUUCACUUCAUGGGAUACAUUCUGAGAAAUGUGUCAUCAGGUGAUUUUAUUGUGUGAAUAUUUGAAUGUGCUUCAACUAAGAUGAUUAUAAUGUCACUAGGUGAUACAAGCUUAUGGGACCAACAUUGUUUCUCUGUGACCCAUUGUUAGCCAAAAUAUUGCUAAGCUGCACAAGAAUCUGUUGUCACCAUUUAUAUCGUUUACUCCCCAUUCAUACUUCAACUUCAAACUGCUUUUUGCUAGGUCACACAUCUGUUCUCAGUCCUGCCACUUGUCUCUUCAUCACUGGCCAUAAUGAACCAUACAAUUCCUUCUGCUUGUCUUCUGCAGCAGUGCUUUUUCUUUUUGUCCUAGUUAUUACCUAUCAUUUGCUAACUCUCCCCUUUUCUGUCUGUCCCUUAAAUGUGAGGAUUCCCCAGAGUUUCAUUCUUGGACCUUUUUGUUUUUUUGUUUUCGUGCUCAAAGCAGAGAACCUCACUCCUCCCAUGGUUUUCAAUUAUACUGAUUAUCCCGAAGCUAACAUUUCAACCUCCAUCCUCCCAAGCUCCAAAGGUAAAUUUGCAACUGCUAAUUUCUUAUUCCUAUUUCGGUGGCUUGGCAUAAAUAGCAUUUCUAAAUGGACCUGCUAUACCCUUUCCCGCUCCUUUCCAUCCCAAUUUAUUUUGUGUGCCUGCACAUGUGUGAAACGAGAUUGAACCCAGGGCUAGGCAAGUGCUCUACUACCGAGCUACAUUCCUAGUCCUUUACCUUUUGUAUUUUCAAUCUAUUAAUGUCAUCUCUGUUCACACAAAGAUAGAAAUAUUUGUCUUCCUCUGCUUUUUCUUUGCCACCACCCCCUACUUGUCAAUUGAGUAUUUUAUGUCUU
This is a messenger RNA of Sciurus carolinensis (gray squirrel), 3852 nucleotides long. RefSeq names its product YAE1 maturation factor of ABCE1 (gene Yae1). The transcript is spliced from 3 exons. NCBI's taxonomy places the organism in Eukaryota, Metazoa, Chordata, Mammalia, Rodentia, Sciuridae. Bases 58 to 738 code for a protein of 226 amino acids. The record is from RefSeq and is a predicted model, not a curated record.